This is a messenger RNA of Elaeis guineensis (African oil palm), 1266 nucleotides long. RefSeq lists its product as uncharacterized. NCBI's taxonomy places the organism in Eukaryota, Viridiplantae, Streptophyta, Magnoliopsida, Arecales, Arecaceae. The record is from RefSeq and is a predicted model, not a curated record.
UGUUUACAUAUUUUGCUUCAUCGUUUUGAUCUAUUCUCUUAGUAUCUCCAUUAUUAGUUCAUUUCCUUGGACUCGAUAAUCAUGCCUACUUAGAAGCAACGUGUCUUCACAUGGAGUUAGUCCACAUUUGGACCCCAAGCUAGCCGAUAUAUACCCAAGACUAUUGCUUUGAAACCCAUAAAAUACCUCGAGUUCUAAGGAGUGCUUCAUUCCACCACCUUGUUACUAGUGAUUUGGGAAGCAAGAAACUUCAAUGGCAGAGCAGAUGCCCAUCAUCACUGGUAGCAGCCCAGUAGAGCCAGUUGAUGGAAAGGCGAAGGAUAUCAUGCAGAAUUCUCCUACUGAACAAGCUCAGGAUAAGAAGAAUAGUGCUCCUGAAAAGCUCAAGGCUGACGUCCCUGGCUCUGGUUCUAGUCCUGAAAAAGACUCGGCAAGUGGUGGUAAUAAGUUGGAUGGAGAAAAGGAGGAUAAGAAGGCAGCAGGUGGGGAGAAGAAGGAAAAAAAACUCCUAGGUGAUAGCUCGGACUCUGCCUCGGCCUCAGCCUCCGACGACGACUCCGCCUCUGCUGACGACUCUGUCUCCGCUGAUGACUCUGCCUCUGACUCUGCUGAUGACUCCGUCUCAGACUCUGCCUCCGAUUCUGAUUCCGAUUCCGGCAAAUCAAGCAGCAAAGCAGUGAAGAAGGAUAAGAAGAAGAAGAAGAAGAAGGGGUUAAUGAAUCAGAUUAAAGAGAAGCUUAGCAAGAAAAACAAGGAAGGAGUGGAGGUUCCCAAAAAAAGUCUUGACAAGCUGGAAUGUAAGAGCAAUGACUCUGCCUCCGGGUCGGAGUCCGGCGGUGACUCUAAAUCUGAUGCUGACUCCGGCGAUGAUUCUAAAUCUGGUCAGGAUGGGGAGUCUAAAUCUAAGGCAAAGAAGAAAAAGGAACUACAGGAGAAGACUCGGGCAGAGACUGGUGAAGGGAGUGGGAAAGACACAUCACCAGUAGCACCAGAGAAAACUAUGGAAGUCGAAGAAACGAAAGCAAAGUGAGACGGACAGAGGGGAAUAUGGUAAAAACCAUCAUGCCAGCUAUCAUAAAAGCAAUAAAGUGUGAGGAGGUGGAGGGCACCUCGAAAGCAGCUUUUAUUCUAUGAUUACAGUCGUACUCCUCCUUUAGUGUGGCUUGUGAGAAGAUGAUACUAAUGAGUAAUAAUGUAAUCAAUUACGGUGUCUAUGUAGUCUGCAUGAACAUGCAUAUCAAUAAAAUGUUUGAUUAUUUAAUUUUA